AUUUCUCAUACAGCCACUCAAGGCAACUAACCUCGGCACUGUGCCGACACCAACAAAAGGCAGUAGUGUUCCAACUAAUGUACGUGUUGGACCAGUUACGGUAGGUAGAGAGUAAUCAUGUUGCGGUUGCUAAAAAACGUUCAAUUAUCACGAUACUUAUCCACUGCUGCCAGACCGGCACCAGAGAGGAAUCCUGCGAUUCUUUAUACAGGAAUAUUUAUUGAUAACGAAUGGCACCGGUCAAAGUCUAACAAAACAUUUCCCACAAUAAAUCCUGCAACUGGUGAAAUUAUCGCGGAGAUACAGGAAGGUGAUGCUGCUGAUAUCGAUGUAGCUGUAAAUGCAGCCAAUAAAGCGUUUAAAUUGGGUUCGCCAUGGAGAACUAUGGACGCUUCGGAACGCGGCGUAUUAUUGAACAAUUUGGCGGAUUUAAUACAACGUAAUCACGCUUAUCUCGCGUCUUUAGAAACGCUAGAUAACGGGAAACCAUACUCGACAGCGUAUGAGUUUGACAUUCCUGGAGCUAUAGCAACAUUGCGAUAUUACGCAGGAUGGGCUGAUAAAAAUCAUGGCAAAACAAUUCCCAUCGAUGGAAAAUAUUUAGCUUAUACUCGUCAUGAACCGGUUGGCGUUUGCGGUCAGAUUAUUCCAUGGAAUUUCCCCAUCCUUAUGAUGGCCUGGAAGCUAGGCCCUGCUUUGGCUACUGGAAACGUUAUCGUAUUGAAACCAGCUGAGCAGACGUCUCUAACAGCUCUGUAUAUAGCUCAAUUAACCAAAGAUGCUGGAUUCCCUAGCGGAGUAGUCAACGUCGUUCCUGGUUACGGUAAAGCCGGUGCUGCGCUAGUUGCUCAUAAUUUAGUUGAUAAAAUAGCAUUCACUGGUUCCACUGAAGUUGGAAAACUGGUACAGCAAGGUGCUGCGAUGAGCAAUUUGAAGAGAACCACGUUAGAACUUGGUGGAAAAUCGCCAAAUAUAAUCUUGAGAGAUGCCGAUCUUGACCAUGCUGUGGAAACAUCUCACUUUGCACUAUUUUAUAACAUGGGUCAGUGUUGUUGCGCUGGCUCGAGAACUUAUGUAGAAGAUGAUAUUUACGACGAAUUCGUGGAACGAAGUGCAGCACGCGCUAAAUCUAGGGUUGUUGGCGAUCCGUUUGACGAAAACGUGGAACAGGGUCCACAGAUCGACGAGGAACAAGUAAAUAAAAUCAUGUCCAUGAUUGAAUCAGGUAAGCAGCAGGGAGCAAAGCUGAUUUCCGGUGGUACGAGGGUUGGUGAUAAAGGCUACUUUGUCGCACCUACGGUAUUUGCCAACGUUGUGGAUCACAUGACCAUUGCUAAAGAGGAGAUCUUUGGGCCAGUUCAACAAAUUCUCAGAUUCAGCAGUUUGAACGAAGCUAUUACACGCGCUAAUGCUUCCGAAUACGGACUAGCAGCAGCAGUAUUUACAAAAGACAUCGAUAAAGCAAAUUAUAUCGUUCAAGGACUCCGUGCUGGCACUGUAUGGGUUAACACAUACAACGUUCUAAAACCCCAAGUACCAUUUGGCGGUUUCAAAAUGUCGGGACAUGGAAGAGAACUCGGAGAAUACGGUCUCGAUGCGUAUACCGAAGUAAAGAGCGUCGUAAUGAAACUUAAUCAGAAAAAUAGUUAAAAUGGUUCAUUUUAAGUUUGUUUUUAAUUAUUUUUUGCUAAAAAUUAUGUCAUUUUAUAAUUUUUGUACCAUUAUACUAUUUUUUUAACAAACAUUAUUAAAUAGUUGAAAUAUAAAAUGAGAAAAACUUCACAUAUUUACCUGCUAAAAAAUAGAAAUGUUCAAGAAUAAAAUUGCUGGAAGCAAGAACUAAGUAUUUUAAAUAUGAAUGUAUUUUUGUACAAUUUGUAUCAUUGAAAAAAUGUAAUGUUAUUUUAGAAAUAAAAAAACAGAACAUACAAAUCUCGCGGGCGUGCGUUUCAAACACCAUUGUACAAUUUACAAAAAUAUAAUUAAUAAAUAAUUUAAUCUUUUUAUAUA
Messenger RNA from Bombus terrestris (buff-tailed bumblebee), 2010 nucleotides. It is a transcript of the gene Aldh, whose product is annotated as aldehyde dehydrogenase, mitochondrial. The record is from RefSeq and is a predicted model, not a curated record. Lineage: Eukaryota; Metazoa; Arthropoda; Insecta; Hymenoptera; Apidae. Gene Ontology annotation, molecular function: aldehyde dehydrogenase (NAD+) activity. The transcript has 8 exons. Bases 118 to 1650 code for a protein of 510 amino acids.